Lepus europaeus (European hare) is the source of this 2861-nucleotide messenger RNA. RefSeq names its product GTP binding protein 2 (gene GTPBP2). The record is from RefSeq and is a predicted model, not a curated record. Gene Ontology annotation, molecular function: translation elongation factor activity; GTPase activity; GTP binding. The coding region runs from base 19 to 1827 and encodes 602 amino acids. The transcript has 12 exons. NCBI's taxonomy places the organism in Eukaryota, Metazoa, Chordata, Mammalia, Lagomorpha, Leporidae. Gene Ontology annotation, biological process: translational elongation.
GGCUGGCGGCAGCAGCGAAUGGACUCGCGGGUAUCGGAGCUGUUCGGCGGCUGCUGCCGGCCCGGAGGGGGCCCUGCCAUGGGCGGAACCCUCAAGGCUAGGGGGGCCGGCGGCAGCAGCGGCUGCGGGGGCCCGAAGGGGAAGAAGAAGAACGGAAGGAACAGAGGGGGCAAAGCCAACAAUCCCCCGUACCUGCCCCCCGAGGCUGAAGAUGGAAACAUCGAAUAUAAACUGAAGCUGGUGAAUCCAUCCCAGUACCGCUUUGAGCACCUGGUCACACAGAUGAAGUGGCGGCUGCAGGAGGGACGCGGUGAGGCUGUCUACCAGAUCGGGGUGGAGGACAACGGGCUGCUGGUGGGGCUGGCCGAGGAGGAGAUGCGGGCCUCCCUCAAGACUCUGCACCGGAUGGCAGAGAAGGUCGGGGCAGACAUCACUGUCCUCCGGGAGCGAGAAGUGGAUUAUGACAGUGACACACCCCGCAAGAUCACUGAGGUGCUGGUACGAAAGGUCCCGGACAACCAGCAGUUCCUAGACCUCCGUGUGGCCGUCCUGGGGAACGUGGACUCUGGGAAGUCGACCCUGCUUGGAGUCCUGACCCAGGGAGAGCUGGACAACGGGCGGGGCCGGGCCCGGCUCAACCUUUUCCGCCACCUGCACGAGAUUCAGUCUGGCCGAACCUCCAGCAUCAGCUUCGAGAUCCUGGGCUUUAACAGCAAGGGAGAGGUGGUGAAUUACAGCGACUCCCGGACGGCAGAAGAAAUCUGUGAGAGCAGCUCCAAGAUGAUCACCUUCAUCGACCUGGCCGGCCACCACAAGUACCUCCACACCACCAUCUUCGGCCUCACCUCCUACUGCCCCGACUGCGCCCUGCUGCUCGUCAGUGCCAACACUGGCAUUGCCGGCACCACGAGGGAACAUCUGGGGCUGGCCCUGGCCCUGAAAGUGCCCUUCUUCGUCGUGGUCAGCAAGGUGGACCUGUGUGCCAAGACCACAGUGGAGAGGACGGUCCGCCAGCUGGAGCGAGUCCUCAAGCAGCCUGGCUGCCACAAGGUCCCCAUGCUGGUCACCUCCGAGGACGACGCUGUCACCGCGGCUCAGCAGUUUGCCCAGUCACCCAACGUCACCCCUAUCUUCACGCUGUCCAGCGUGUCUGGAGAGAGUCUGGACCUCCUCAAAGUCUUCCUGAAUAUCCUCCCGCCUCUCACCAACAGCAAAGAGCAGGAGGAGCUCAUGCAGCAGCUGACAGAAUUCCAGGUGGAUGAAAUCUACACAGUGCCGGAGGUGGGGACGGUUGUUGGAGGGACACUUUCCAGCGGGAUUUGCCGUGAGGGGGACCAGCUGGUCGUGGGCCCCACGGACGACGGCUGCUUCCUGGAGCUGAGAGUGUGCAGCAUCCAACGCAACCGCUCCGCCUGCCGUGUGCUGCGAGCCGGCCAGGCCGCGACCUUGGCCCUCGGGGACUUCGACCGCUCGCUGCUGCGCAAGGGCAUGGUGAUGGUGAGCCCCGAGAUGAAUCCCACCAUCUGCUCAGUGUUCGAGGCAGAGAUCGUCCUCCUGUUCCAUGCCACCACCUUCCGCCGGGGGUUCCAGGUGACGGUACACGUGGGCAACGUCCGCCAGACGGCUGUGGUGGAGAAGAUCCACGCCAAGGACAAGCUGCGGACCGGGGAGAAGGCAGUGGUGCGUUUCCGCUUCCUGAAACACCCGGAGUACCUGAAGGUGGGCGCCAAGCUGCUGUUCCGCGAGGGUGUCACCAAGGGCAUCGGCCACGUCACUGACGUGCAAGCCAUCGCAGCGGGAGAAGCUCAGGCCAACAUGGGCUUCUGAGUCCUCCAGGCGCGACAGCUCUCUUGCUGUCCCAACAAUACAUAAGGUGACUUCUGGCCAUGCUGCCCUUGGCUGGCGGCUCUGUGUGUUAAUAGGCUAGGGAGACGGGGUGCUCUCUGCCACUUGCCCCCAGCCCUUUCUGGAGAGGUGCCAAGCUUGAUGUGGCCAGAAAGGAGUCCUGAGGGAGAAGACAGAAGUCAGGCCAGUGCCCCGAAGCUGUGCGCCCACCUCGUUGACUCACAACCUGGCAACCCUGUGGCCUGGCUACUGGCAGGAGCUGAGCAGCCACCUCGGCCCUCCUACCGGGACGGGGCGAGAUUGGCCAGUGUCGUCUCUGCACUUCAGGAAUUGUCACAAACUGGGAUGGCCCUCGAAAGCACUCCAUUUUCUAUACCUCUUCUCAAGGCCAUCUAAGUUGCCCACCACUGACCGACUGCGGACAAAGGCAUCUGCUCUCGUCUAAUGACCCAGGGUCUGAAGAAAUGGCACAGAGACAGUGAAUGGCAGUGCUCGCCUCCCGUGCGGAGGCCAAGGCCUGCCCCUCAGCUUUAUCCUCCUCCCCUUCUUCACUCAAGGGCCAUUUCCCGUUCCUCCUCUCACAGGCCCCACAGGUGCUAUUUGUUGUGCUGGCCCCGGCGUGGGGCUGCCAAGCUCAGGCCUGGCACACCGGAGGCCAGCUGCACUCCUCUGCUGGCUCUCGUGCUGGGUCGGAGAGUGUUUCCCUUCCCCAGCUGCCGGCUGGGGACCGGCCCGCAGGCCCCGUGCUGUGCCCUCAGAAGCCCUCGUUUCCGGAAUUGGUAGCAAUCAUCCCCUUCCCUCUGUUGCAGGGAACCAGGAGGAAAGGGAAGGAUGUUGCCAUCCUGCCACUCUUUCGGCACGGACUCCUGCCUUGCCCUAGGUUAGCGUCCUGGGUUCCCGUGGACUCAGGGAUUUGUUGGUUGAGGUUUCUCUGCACACACACACACACACACAUAUAUAUGUAUAUAUAUUUAAAUACACAUAUAUAUUGUACAGAAUAAAAAAGUUUUAUUGAA